AUGUGGCGGCGCACCUACUUGCUCCUCGUCCUCAUUCGGCUGUGGUUCGCCUUAUCGCCCAGCUAUUUGCAUCCGGAUGAGAACUUCCAAGGCCCGGAAGUCAUCGCCGGCCAGAUAUUCAGUUACCCGGUUCGGCGCACUUGGGAGUUUACACGCGAGAAUCCAAUCCGAAGUGCCUUUCCUCUCUGGCCCGUAUACGGGCUGCCGAUGCUGUUGCUCCGCUGGCUGUGGAUCGGGAAUGGCCAAGAUGGCGAAAUCCCCCCCAUCGCCGUUUUCUGGACCUUGAGGGUCCUCAUGUUUCUCAUCAGCUUCGUCCUCGAGGACUGGGCCUUGCACGAGCUCAUACCGUCCCCCCGCCACCGACGCAUCGCCGUGCUGCUCGUCGCAUCCUCCUACGUCACGUGGACAUAUCAAACACAUACCUUCUCCAACUCGGUGGAAACGUUGGUCGUGGCCUGGAGUUUGGUCCUGAUACAACGCAUCGUCGAGGAUCGGCAGGAAUCCUCCUACCUGGCCUCCACGAUCCUCGGCAUUGUCGCCGUCUUCGGACUCUUCAACCGCAUCACCUUCCCCGCUUUCCUGUUGAUUCCCGGCCUUCGUUUGAUACCCCAUUUCUUGAACAGGCCUCUGUCUCUUGUAGCCCUGGUUUCGGCUGCUCUUGUAACCACCGUCAUCGCCAUCACACUCGAUACCGCCUUCUACUCCUCCGAACCUCUCACCUGGGCGCGCCUGAUAUCGAACCCAGUCAUAACGCCCAUCAACAAUUUCUACUACAACUCGGCGGCCGAAAACCUGGCCCAGCACGGCAUCCAUCCUCGGUAUCAGCACCUCGUGGCAAAUCUGCCUCAGCUCUUGGGUCCCGCCACCCUGCUGCUCCUGACGCAGCCUCACCUUUCCAUCAGACUCUAUUCCGCCAUCUCCGGCUUGGUGGUUCUGUCCAUGUACCAGCACCAAGAAGCAAGGUUCCUCCUGCCAACGGUGCCUCUGAUCUUGUCGUCGGUUCAGCUGCCGAAAAACAGAACGCUUCUCCGCAUCUGGGCAGUGUCGUGGAUCGUAUUCAACCUCGUCUUCGGCGUCCUCAUGGGCAUUUAUCAUCAAGGGGGCAUCAUCCCAGGCCAGGUCUUCAUGAGUCACCAACCCGACGCUACCAACGCAAUCUGGUGGAAGACGUAUUCGCCCCCCAUUUGGCUUCUCAACGGCAAGAGCGAAGCUCUGCAAACAAACGACGUCAUGGGACUCGAGGGCGAGGCACUGAUCGAUCAGUUGAUGAACCUCGCGACCUGCGACACACCCGCCGACAGGCGCAACAAAGAAUACCUCAAGGAGAAGAAUGGGACGUAUUUGAUCGCCCCGAGAUCGGCCACAUGGCUAGACAACUAUGUGCCCAACAAGGGGGUUCAUGGGCUAAGAUUUCGGGAGGUGUGGAGUCAUCGGAGGCAUCUGAACCUCGAUGACUUGGACUUUGGCGAUGAUGGAGUUUGGAAUACUCUGUCGAGAGUCAUCGGUCGAAGAGGACUCGCUGCCUGGAGGGUCACCAAAAGUUGCUAA
Messenger RNA from Drechmeria coniospora, 1548 nucleotides. Its product is annotated as Alg9-like mannosyltransferase. The record is from RefSeq and is a predicted model, not a curated record. The transcript is spliced from 4 exons. Gene Ontology annotation, cellular component: endoplasmic reticulum membrane. Gene Ontology annotation, biological process: GPI anchor biosynthetic process. Bases 1 to 1548 code for a protein of 515 amino acids. NCBI's taxonomy places the organism in Eukaryota, Fungi, Ascomycota, Sordariomycetes, Hypocreales, Ophiocordycipitaceae. Gene Ontology annotation, molecular function: alpha-1,2-mannosyltransferase activity.